GAGUGGACCAACGGCACAGUCUACACCGUGCGGUCUUCGCGUAAAGAAGACGAGCGCUUCGCCUGGGAAUUCAAGCUCUCUUUAUGGAGGCAACCUGCAUUUGAGGCGUACUUGGACAGCUUUGGUUUACCGAGCCAGUCUGGCCGUCCCGACUACGAACCCGACGCUCGCUUCGGUCCAUGGGUGACGACGGGUGCUCUCUGUCCACCUGGCGCUCAAAGCUACGCAUCUUGGUCCACGCUCAUACUGGAAGUUGGGCUAUCUCGAGGCUGGGGGCACGACAAGGGGUUGCUCGACUGGAAGGCUCGGCACUGGGCCAGGAUGCCAGGAGUGCGGUUCAUCCUGUGCGUCGCGGUCACGGAGCGCUUCACGAGCAUCGAGUGCAAGCUGCAUACGGUGGAGCGAGACCCUAUAACGAACCGAGCGCGUCGACUUCCCGAUCUCAACCCUGUACCUGUGGUUGAGCCCCAUACAAUGCUGUCGUUCGACUCGCGCGAGCUGCUGGGUCUACCCGCUGGAGCUGACAUCCCCCCAAUUGAAGGCCAGCAGUUCCCGGAUCCGACCAUUGACGUUGAUCUCUACAAGAUUCUUGAACGUCUCCGUAGGUAG
Messenger RNA from Phytophthora sojae, 609 nucleotides. RefSeq lists its product as hypothetical. The record is from RefSeq and is a predicted model, not a curated record. The transcript has a single exon. The annotation marks the transcript as partial. Lineage: Eukaryota; Oomycota; Peronosporomycetes; Peronosporales; Peronosporaceae.